Messenger RNA from Closterium sp. NIES-65, 1491 nucleotides. The record is from the annotation of a GenBank genome assembly. Lineage: Eukaryota; Viridiplantae; Streptophyta; Zygnematophyceae; Desmidiales; Closteriaceae.
AUGGAGCGUGAGCUUUGGGGCUUCUUCGACGGAUCCGGAGUGAAGCCUUCAAGCGCCUUGACAACGGAGCAUGGAGCAUGGGUGAAGAAGGACAAGAAGGCGUUCUCGAUUCUCGUGUCGAAGCUCAGACUUCAACUCGUGCCGGUGAUGAGCUCGUGCAUCGACCUUGAAGGAGCUACACGUGAAGCUUGGAGGCGCCUCGAGAACAUCCACGGGACAAAGUCUCUCUACGGCAAGUUGCAAGCAAGGAGGAACUUCUUCACCAUGCGCAUCAAGGAGGGCGAACGCAUGCGCACGUACGUCAACCGCAUUAAGGAGCUUGGCGAACGAAUGGUGGAGCUUGAAGCGGACAUGGACGGAAAGGAUUGGAUCAUGACGCUUCUCGGAGGGCUCCGAGAGGAAUGGUCAACCGUCAUCACCACCCUUGACGGCACGCAAGCGACAUGGACCAAGGAGGGGGUGACGACGCGCCUCAUCAACGAGGAGAUGCGGUGGAUCGACUUGAAAGGCGAUUCAACGAGUUCGGCUCACUUCACGCGCGGGGUGAAGAAAGGCGUUGUCUACACCAAGGCACGGAAUGACUGUGGGCAUGUUAGUGGAAGCGCGGGCUCUUCACGUGGAGGACACGCCAACAACAACAACAACUGUGGUCAUGCUCAUGAAGGAGCAUGCCGGUAUUGCAAGAAGGUCGGGCAUUGGUGGCGCGAGUGUCGGAGCAAGCCAAGGGUUUGGACUCCAACGUCGCCAACUCAAGAGGAACGGAGCGCGAACGUGGUGACAUCGGGAGAAGACACCAAGGAGCUCGUGUUCAUCACGGGAGAAGGAGCUCUUGGCGGGCUCGCUUGGCUUCUCAACAUGGGUGCUACACAACACAUGACGCUACAUGCGGAGCUUCUUGAGGAUGUCAUGGCGAAUGCUCCUACCAAGCGCGUGGUCUUCGGUAAUCAAGACUCACUUGAAUUGAAUGGACGCGGAACAUUGCGCCUCGCGGUGGACGACGGUCCAAUGACGAUCAACAACGUGUUGGUUGUACCAGGACUCGGUGGUAACUUGCUCUCCAUGUCACAACUCACCACCAAGGGAAUGCGUGUCAACAUCAAAGGCGCGGUCAUGACAUUGUGCACGUCUUCCGGGCGCUUCAUCGGCAAAGCGCAUCAAGACGGGGGUCUCUUCAAGCUUGCAGCUACACCGAAUCUUGUGUCGGUGCACGCGGCGGUGGCGAAGCCUUCAUUGGAGACGUGGCACAACCGCUACGGGCACUUGAGCACGUCAACCAUCCGCAUCAAGGCAACUCAAGGCGUGGUACAUGGGAUCGUCACCGACUUGUCAACGAACAAGCAGGUGGAGAAGCACUCGGCGUGUCUUGAAGGGAAGGGGAGCACGAUACAUUUUCACCCUCUUCGAGGACGCUACACGAAAGGUGUGGGUCUACCUUCUCAACAACAAGAGCACGACUUCUACGACAAUCAAGAAAUGGGUGGCGCUUGUUGA